AUGGCGGCGGUGGCGGCGGGCGGCUCCAACUGGGGCCUCAUCAUGAACGUGGUCAACAGCAUCGUGGGCGUGAGCGUCCUCACCGUGCCCUUCUGCUUCCGCCAGUGCGGCAUUGUCCUGGGAGCUCUGCUCCUCAUUUUCUGUUCUUGGAUGACUCACCAAUCCUGCAUGUUCCUGGUGAAAUCGGCCAAUCUCAGCAAGCGCAGGACCUACCCCGGCCUUGCAUUUCACGCCUAUGGAAAAGCAGGGAAAAUGCUGGUGGAAACAAGCAUGAUCGGGCUGAUGCUGGGAACUUGCAUUGCUUUCUAUGUCGUGAUUGGUGACCUGGGCUCCAACUUCUUUGCCCGGCUGCUUGGGUUUCAGGUGUCUGGCAGCUUCCGCAUCGUCCUGCUCUUCGCUGUCUCCCUGUGCAUUGUUCUUCCCUUGAGCCUCCAGAGGAACAUGAUGGCUUCCAUACAGUCCUUCAGUGCCAUGGCUCUCAUCUUUUACACUGUUUUCAUGUUUGUGGUCGUUCUCUCCUCCUUCAAGCACGGCCUCUUCAGCGGGCAGUGGCUGCAGCGAGUUAGCUACACUCGCUGGGAGGGCAUUUUUCGCUGCAUCCCCAUCUUCGGCAUGUCCUUCGCCUGUCAGUCUCAGGUCCUGCCUACCUAUGACAGCUUGGACGAGCCAUCUGUUAAAAUCAUGAGCUCCAUAUUUGCUUUUUCCCUAAAUGUGGUCACCACCUUUUAUAUUACGGUUGGCUUCUUCGGCUACGUGAGCUACACCGAAGCCAUCGCCGGCAACGUGCUCAUGAACUUCCCUUCCAACCUCGUGACGGAGAUGAUCCGCGUGGGAUUCAUGAUGUCCGUGGCAGUGGGGUUUCCCAUGAUGAUUCUGCCCUGCAGGCAGGCGCUGAACACCCUUCUCUUUGAGCAGCAGCAAAAAGACGGUACCUUUGCUGCGGGCGGUUACAUGCCCCCGCUUCGGUUUAAAGCCCUCACGCUGGCCGUUGUCUUUGGAACCAUGGUAGGAGGCAUCAUGAUCCCCAACGUGGAAACAGUCCUGGGCCUCACAGGUGCCACCAUGGGGAGCCUCAUCUGCUUUAUCUGCCCGGCUCUCAUUUACAAGAAGAUCCACAAGAACGCGCUUUGCUCGCAGAUGAUACUGUGGAUCGGCCUGGGAAUGCUGGUCAUCAGCACGUACACCACGCUGACCGCCACAGAGGACACCCCUGCGAGGACGGACGCCGUGGGACUGGAGCGCCUGGAAGGGGAGGAGACCAGGAUGGACCCGGAUUCGGUCAAAAUGCCAGACCAGAAGCCGGUGGUCGAGGAGCCAGAGGACGACCGUGACAAACCAAAGCUGCUGGACGAGAAGGAGGAGAUGGAGCAGCCGCAGAUCAAGGUGCCCAUGGAGGUGCCCGAGAGAGAUGAGGAAGGGGAGAAGCUACAGGAGCAGGUGCAGCUUGACCGCCCUGACCAAGGCAUCGCCCUGCCCGUCGGGGAGGCCCAUCGGCACGAGCCGCCCGUCCCGCACGACAGAGUCAUCGUCGACAUGGGCCGCGAGCGGGAGGAGUCCGACGAGAACAAGGCGGCGCUCGGAGAGGCCGGUGAGGAUCUCAAGGCAGCGGCACGGGAGCCAGCGGAGCUGGGGCCCGGGAAAGAGGCGCUUGGCCCGAGACAAGAGGUGGAAGAAGCGGCCGCGGAGAAGCCGGCGCGGGGAGGGACCGAGGAGCCUGCUAAGCACGCGAAGAAGGCGCUGGAGGUGAGCGUGCGGCAGGAGGGCGGGCUGCCGCACAGAGACCCGGAGCCGGGCGAGCGAGCGCUGGGAGCCCAGGCACACGCUGCCGCGCUGGACGGCGAGAAGAAAGCGGAGGCCGCGGGUGACAAGGAGAAGUCCAAGGUGCAGCCGCCCCGGGAAGCAGAGGAGGCUGCGAAGGAAGCUGAGCCCGGGCAAAGGCAGGAGCUGCCCCCGGCAGCCGGAGCAGAGCUGGCCCAGGCCCAGCAGCCGGAGCAGAGGGAAGCCCGUGACGCCGAGGACAAGCAGCCCGGGAAUGCCGAGAGCAGAGCGGAGGGGGAGAGCAGAGUGGGAGAAGCAGGGCAGCCAAAGCUGCUCGAUCACGCGGUGCUGCUGCAGGUGAUCAAAGAACAGCAGGUACAGCAAAAGCAGCUCCUCGAUCAGCAAGCAAAGCUGCUGGCCGUGAUUGAAGAGCAGCACAAGGAGAUCCACCAGCAAAGGCAGGAGGAGGGAGGGGAGGAGAAGCCAAAGCAAGGUAAGGAGGCUGCCAGGGAGCCUGGCUGCUGGGAGAGCUUUAAAAUCAGCCUGGGAGGGAUCUGGUCCCUCUGGCACGUGGCGGGAUCCGCUCUGGAUCUGACGGAGACGCAGCCGGAGGCGGCGGGGCCGCGGAGCCGGGAGGAGCAGGGCCUGGUGGAGCAGCGCCGCGAGGGCCCCCACGGCCGCCGCCGGCCGGGGCCGCCCCCCGAGGACGCGCAGGAGGAAACGGACGGAGACGGCAAAAAGGCGGCGGAGAACGAGGCUGCCCUUCCCGGCGCGGCCCAGCGCCUGCCAGCGGCCAGAAACCACCUAGAAAAGAAGCCCUUGGCAGAGAAUCCGGGAGGGGACGAAGCCAACGCUGGAAGAGGCGUCCAUGAGAAAAACGUCCUGAAAGCUGCGGAAGCAGCAACAGCUCCCGUCCAAAGAGAACAGCUCGGGGCUGCCAGAGUUCAGGGAGUAGCGGGAAGGAGCCUGGAAAGGGACGCAGGAACAGACCUGAAAGCCAAAGCGCGGAGCCAGGCGGAGGCCAAAGAGCUGGCGCCUGCGCCGGGCUCCUCGAGCACGCGGCCCGUGGCGGGGAGCGAGCAGCGCGUGCGGGAGGCGCGCGGGGCGCACGGCCGCCCCGCCGGCAAGGGUGCUCCGCGGGAGCGGGCGGACGUGCCGCGGGAUGCCCAGGAACAGCCGCUGGGCAAGCAGAGCCGUGCGGACGGCAGCCUCGCCAAAGAGGCCGGGAGGAAGCCGGGCGCCGAGGACGCUGCCGCCCAGCAGCCCGAGAAUGGAGCGGCCGCCCACGGGGACCAGCAGCAGGACCGCGACGUCAAACCGAACCGGGAGCUGAAAGAGCAGGCGGACCUGGAUCUGCGCCGGCUGAACCCGCUGCCCGACGUGAAGGUGAACGACCUGCGCAGCGCCCUGGAGACGCGGCUGCAGCGCGUGGCCGAGGGCGCUCCACGUGCCGCGCAGCUGCCGGCGCUGCUGAAGGGCACCGCGGACGACGACGCGCCCUGUCCCGGCUACCUGCUGGACGACAUCGCCCGGAUCUCGCACGAGUCACCCGGCAGCAGCCAGUGCCUGCUCGAGUACCUGCUGCAGCGGCUGCAGAGCCGCUCGUGCCGCGUGAAGCUCAAGGUGCUCAAGAUCCUGCUGCACACGUGUGCCCGGGGCUCGCCGCGCUUCGCGCUGCAGCUGAGGAGCAACGCGGCCUUCGUGCGCGAGGCGGCAGUGUUCACCGGACCCCCGGAUCCCCUGCACGGCAACGGCCUCAACCAGAAGGUGCGGGCGGCGGCGCAGGUGGGUAUUGCCAUCAUGUUCCCAUUGCGUUCCCAUCACAUUCCCUCCGUGUCCCGGGCGGCUCCGCGCCGCUCCCGCCACGCGGCCCCUCCGUCCCCGCAGGACUUGGCCGCCCUGCUCUUCUCGGAUGCUCCGCAGGCCGCGGCGCUGCCCGCCCGCCCGCUGCCCCCCGCAGGGAUGGGCUCCAAGUCCAGCAGCAACAUGCAGGGAUUCGGCUUCAGCAGCGACAGGGCCGGCCCCGCGAGACACCAGCCGGGGCUGCCCGGCGGCGGCUGGGAGGAGCCCGACAGCGGCCACAGCUCCCAGGACUCGUGGCAGGGCAACGGCGAGCGGGGCCGAGCCUCCGACUCCUGCAGCAAGUCGGGCAGCGACAGCCUCUCCGGGGCCAGCCGGGAGCUGGCGAACGCGGCCGAGCGGGCGGACGCUGACGGCCUGGGCGACUGCGUGCGGGAGGUGGGCCUGGUGCGCGCGCUCACCCGCGGCGCCAGGGUCUUCCUCACCCGCGAGGAGGCCCAGCUCUUCGUCAAGGAGUGCGCGCUGCUCAACUGCGAGGUGGUGCUGGAGCUGCUGGGCCGCGCGCUGGAGGAGCCCGCCGAGAGCGUCCGCAUGCGCUCCCUCUGCGCCGUCUCGGCCCUCAUGUGCUCCGACCUGCUCUCCCUGGAGCACAUCCACGCGGCCACACGGCAGCGCCUGCAGCAGCUCAGCCAAGGCAGCCCCGGACCCGUGGCCAACCGAGCCACCAAGAUCCUGCGGCAGUUCGAGGCUCUGUGCAGGGACCAACCUUGGCCGAGGACCUGCGGAUCGGAGCGGAAUCUGGAGCCGCGCGUGCUGGCCGCGGGCUCGGAGCAAUGUGCCCAGGACUUGCUGACGGACACGCCGCCGCCACCGGGCCAGGGCCUCCUGGAGCCCGUGAGCGCCGUCCCGCCGGCCCCGGGCACCCGCGCGCGGCCGUGUGCCGCCGGCACGGACGGGCCGGAGCCGAGGAGCGGCCUGGCAGGGACGGCCGGGGACGCGGCGCCCGCCCGCAGCCUGUCCCUCUUUGCCGGCAUGGAGCUGGUGGCGCGUCCCGGCACGGUGCUGCCCCCGGACUGUCCCCCCGCGGCACCGCGGACGUUGUGCCCUGCUGGGGACACGGGUGCUGUGGCUCGGCCGGACGCGGGGGGCACCGCGGAGCCCUCCGCCUUCCCCUUCCUCAACAUGUAG
This is a messenger RNA of Nothoprocta perdicaria, 4746 nucleotides long. Its product is annotated as putative sodium-coupled neutral amino acid transporter 10. Gene Ontology annotation, biological process: amino acid transmembrane transport. Lineage: Eukaryota; Metazoa; Chordata; Aves; Tinamiformes; Tinamidae. The transcript is spliced from 27 exons. Bases 1 to 4746 code for a protein of 1581 amino acids. The record is from RefSeq and is a predicted model, not a curated record. Gene Ontology annotation, molecular function: amino acid transmembrane transporter activity.